AUGACCUCGCCAAUUUUCCCGGCUCCAGAAGAGCCGCUCGUCGUGAUAUUGGGGUCGACGGGGACUGGAAAAUCUGAGCUGGCCGUGGAAAUCGCAACUCGCUUCCGUGGAGAAGUCAUCAACGCAGACGCCAUGCAGCUCUACCGCGGCCUACCCAUCAUCACCAACAAGAUCACGCCCGCGGAGCAGCGCGGCGUCCCCCACCACCUGCUGGACCGCAUCCCCCUCAGCGCCGUGCCCUGGGACGUCACCGAGUUCAAGAGGCAUGCCCUCGAGACCAUCCGCGAGAUCCGCGCCCGCGGCAACCUGCCCAUCCUCGUCGGCGGCACGCACUACUACGUCGAGCCGCUGCUCUUCGCCGACGCCAUCCUGGACGACGUCCAGCAGGACGAGGCCAGGUCGUUCCCCAUCCUGGAGGCCUCGACCGCGGACAUGCUCGCCGAGCUGCGCCGCGUUGACCCGGAGAUGGCGGACAAGUGGCACCCAAACGACCGCCGCAAGAUCCAGCGCUCCCUGGAAAUCUACCUCCACACGGGCAAGACCGCGUCGGCCCUGUACGCAGAGCAGCAGGAGCGCAAAGCCGCCGCCACCGCCGCCGCCGGGGAUAAGGAGGAGGAGUCUUCGUGGGAGAACCUCUUGCUCUGGGUGUACUCGGAGCGUGACGUCCUGUGCGAGCGCCUGGACAGGCGGGUGGACAAGAUGCUCGCCGGCGGCCUGACCUCGGAGGUGCAGGAGCUGCAGCGCUUCCACGCCGCGAGCGCCGCCGCCGGCACCGCUCUCGACACGACCAAGGGCAUCUGGCAGUCCAUCGGCUACAAGCAGCUCGCGCCCUCCGUCGCCGCCGCCUCGCGCGGCGCGCCCCCCGCCGAGGUCGCGCGCCUGCAGGCCGCCGGCCUCGAGGACAUGAAGACGGCCACGCGGCGCUACGCAAACUACCAGAACAAGUGGAUCCGCGGGAAGCAGAUCCCGCGGCUGCGGCAACGCGGCGCCCGUGCGCUUGGCAGCCUCUACGUGCUGGACAGUACCGACGCCGCGCGGUACGCGGAGACGGUGGUCGCGCCGGGCGCGGACCUUGUCGCGCGGUUCCUGGGCGGCGAGGCACGCCCGCACCCGCGGGAUGUGUCGGAGCUGGCGCGGCAAGUGCUUGAGGCGGCGACGGAGACGGCGUCGGCAACGCCGCAGACGCCGCUGCGGCAGACGUGCGAGGAGUGCGGCACGACCGUGGUGACGCGGGAGGCGUGGGAUAGGCACGUCAAGAGCGCGGGCCACCGGCGGGUGCUGAGGAAGAAGAAGAGGCUGGCGCUGGUGCCGGUGGAACAGGGGCCGGAGCCGGUCGAGGCGUCUGAGAAUGGAGAUGGUGAUUCAGAUCCGGGGAUAUCGUCGCUGCUCGGGGAGCAGUAG
Messenger RNA from Cordyceps fumosorosea ARSEF 2679, 1401 nucleotides. Its product is annotated as tRNA isopentenyltransferase. The transcript is spliced from 2 exons. The record is from RefSeq and is a predicted model, not a curated record. Bases 1 to 1401 code for a protein of 466 amino acids. Gene Ontology annotation, biological process: tRNA modification. Gene Ontology annotation, cellular component: mitochondrion. Gene Ontology annotation, molecular function: tRNA dimethylallyltransferase activity. NCBI's taxonomy places the organism in Eukaryota, Fungi, Ascomycota, Sordariomycetes, Hypocreales, Cordycipitaceae.